ACAAGUACCACAGAAACCAGUGCAACCACCUCAACAAGUACCACAAAAACUAGUGAAACCACCUCAACAAGUACCACUGAAACCACUGAACCCACCUCAACAAGUAUCACCGAAACCACUGAACCCACCUCAACAGGCACCACAAAAACCAGUGAACCCACUUCAACAAGUACCACAGAAACCAGUGGAAGUACCUCAACAAGCACCACCAAAACCAGUGAACCCACUUCAACAAGUACCACAGAAACCAGUGCAACCACCUCAACAUCCACCACAGAAACCAGUGAACCCAAUUCAACAAUUACCACAGAAACCAGUGCAACCACCUCAACAAGUACCACAAAAACCAGUGAAACCACCACAACAAGUACCACAGAAACCAGUGCAACCACCUCAACAAGUACCACAAAAACCAGUGAAACCACCUCAACAAGCACCACCAAAACCACAACCACCUCAACAUCCACCACAGAAACCAGUGAACCCAAUUCAACAAUUACCACAGAAACCAGUGCAACCACCUCAACAAGUACCACAAAAACCAGUGAAACCACCUCAACAAGUACCACUGAAACCACUGAACCCACCUCAACAACAACCACCUCAACAUCCACCACAGAAACCAGUGAACCCAAUUCAACAAUUACCACAGAAACCAGUGCAACCACCUCAACAAGUACCACAAAAACCAGUGAAACCACCUCAACAAGUACCACUGAAACCACUGAACCCACCUCAACAAGUAUCACCGAAACCACUGAACCCACCUCAACAAGCACCACAAAAACCAGUGAACCCACUUCAACAAGUACCACAGAAACCAGUGGAAGUACCUCAACAAGCACCACCAAAACCAGUGAACCCACUUCAACAAGUACCACAGUAACCAGUGAAACCACCUCAACAUCCACCACAAAAACCAGUGAAACCACUUCAAUAAGCACCACAGAAACCAGUGCAACCACCACAACAAGUACCACAGAAACCAGUGCAAGUACCACAACAACAAGUACCACAAAAACCAGUGAACCAACUUCAACAAGUACCACAGAAACCAGUGCAACCACCUCAACAAGUGUACCACAGAAACCAGUGGAAGUACCUCAACAAGCUACACGCAAACCAGUGAAGUCACCACAAACCAGUACAACCACCUCAACAUGCACCACAAAAACCAGUGAAACCACUUCAACAGGUACCACAGACACCAGUGCAACCACUGCAACAAGCACCACAAAAACCAGUGAACCCACUUCAACAAGGACUACAGAAACCAGCAGAAGUACCUCAACAAGCACUACCAAAACUAGUGAUCCCACUUCAACAAGUACCACAAAAACCAGUGCAACCACCUCAACAAGUACCACAAAAACCAGUGAAACCACCUCAACAAAUACAACUGAAACCACUGAACCCACCUCAACAAGUAUCACCAAAACCACUGAACCCACCUCAACAAGCACCACAAAAACCAGUGAACCCACUUCAACAAGUACCACAGAAACCAGUGGAUGUACCUCAACAAGCACCACCAAAACCAAUGAACCCACUUCAACAAGUACCACAGUAACCAGUGAAACCACCUCAACAUCCACCACAAAAACCAGUGAAACAACUUCAAUAAGCACCACAGAAACCAGUGCAACCACCACAACAAGUACCACAGAAACCAGUGCA
Carcharodon carcharias (great white shark) is the source of this 1677-nucleotide messenger RNA. RefSeq lists its product as uncharacterized. The record is from RefSeq and is a predicted model, not a curated record. The annotation marks the transcript as partial. Lineage: Eukaryota; Metazoa; Chordata; Chondrichthyes; Lamniformes; Lamnidae. The transcript is spliced from 6 exons.